Anastrepha obliqua is the source of this 942-nucleotide messenger RNA. RefSeq names its product jerky protein homolog-like. Gene Ontology annotation, molecular function: DNA binding. Gene Ontology annotation, cellular component: nucleus. Lineage: Eukaryota; Metazoa; Arthropoda; Insecta; Diptera; Tephritidae. The record is from RefSeq and is a predicted model, not a curated record. Bases 1 to 942 code for a protein of 313 amino acids. The transcript is spliced from 3 exons.
AUGGAAAAAGCUUUGGUAAUGUGGAUUGAAGAUAAAUCACAAAAAAGAAUACCAGUAGAUGGCAUUGCUAUCAUGCAAACUGCAUUAAGAAUUUAUAAACGUAUUAAAGAAGUUGAGCCAGGCACUUCAUCUCAGUCAAAACAACCCGAAUUUUCUGCAAGUACAGGUUUUCUUAAACGACAUGCUCUCCAUAAUGUAAAAAUUAAGGGAGAAACUGCGUCUGCAGAUGAAUUGGCUGCCAAAAAAUUUCCUGAAAAACUUAGAAAAAUUAUUGAAGAUGGACGAUACACCCCAGAUCAAGUUUGGAAUGUAGAUGAAAGUGGCCUCUUUUGGAAAAAAAUGCCGAGCAGAACUUAUGUUGCAAAAUCGCAGAAAACUGCCGGUGGUUUAAAAGUAGCAAAGGGCCGUGUAACAUUGUUGUUUUGUUCCAAUGCUUCAGGAGAACGUAUGUUAAAACCACUGCUAAAUGUGUCCAAAGAUCCUGAUCCUGUCAUCCAUAAUAACGCUGUUUUUACUGACAUCACAACGCUGGCACAUACAAUUGGUGGAGAUGGAUUCGAUGAUCUAUCAUUUGCCGAUAUAGAGGAAUUAUUAGCUGAUAAAAGCUUGAGCGAAAAUGAAAUUAUAGGCCUCACCCUUGAGACUCAUCAAGACAGAGAACAUAGCGAUAAUGACGAAGAAGAUCCUCCCAUUUUAAAUGCAACUCUAAUUAAAGAAGGUCUUGAUCUUGCCAGAAAAUUAGGUAAUCAUUUUCAACAACAUGAUCCUGAUGAGGAACGAGCUGCAAAAUUUCAAUUUACAGGGAAAUUUAUAAAGGAGCCUAGAGAUGAUAAUCCAGAAACAAUUUCACAAGAUGAUGAACAAAAUAAUUCUAGUGAUGGCAGUGAUUUUCUAGUCUUACGCAAACGUAUGCGUUUAUUGUCAGAAAGUGACAAUGCAUAA